Vitis vinifera (wine grape) is the source of this 1762-nucleotide messenger RNA. RefSeq names its product sucrose transporter-like (gene VVSUC27). The transcript has 4 exons. Gene Ontology annotation, molecular function: sucrose:proton symporter activity. The coding region runs from base 110 to 1627 and encodes 505 amino acids. Gene Ontology annotation, biological process: sucrose transport. Gene Ontology annotation, cellular component: vacuole; plasma membrane. The record is from RefSeq and is marked validated. NCBI's taxonomy places the organism in Eukaryota, Viridiplantae, Streptophyta, Magnoliopsida, Vitales, Vitaceae.
AGACUCACUCCUCACUCUUCCUUCUUCUUUCUCACAAACAACACAGAGGAGAAAAUCCAUUUAGAUUUAGUGGAAGAAGAGGCAUACAGUAAAAAAAAAUAAUUAGCCUAUGGAGUUAGCCAAGCCUUCUUCAGUGUUUGCUAUUCAAGACCACCAAUCCUCUUCUCCUCCCACUCCCAUAUGGAAAACGGUUGUUGUGGCCUCCAUCGCCGCCGGGAUUCAGUUCGGAUGGGCGUUGCAGCUGUCGUUGCUGACCCCCUACGUUCAGCUUCUCGGCAUUCCCCACAAGUGGGCUGCUUUUAUCUGGCUCUGUGGUCCCAUCUCCGGCAUGAUUGUGCAGCCGGUAGUUGGUUACCACAGCGACCGCUGCACAUCCCGGUUUGGGCGUCGCCGCCCCUUCAUCGCCGCCGGGGCUGUUCUCGUUGCCAUCGCUGUGUUUCUCAUCGGCUACGCAGCCGACAUCGGAAGGGUUUCCGGCGACCCCCUCCAUAAUACUAUCAAAACCAGGGCGGUUGCGGUGUUCGUGGUUGGGUUUUGGAUUCUGGAUGUGGCUAAUAAUAUGCUUCAAGGCCCUUGCCGAGCCCUCCUAGCGGAUCUCUCCGGCACCAGCGCUCGGCGGACUCGAACGGCGAACGCGCUGUAUUCGUUUUUCAUGGCCGUCGGCAACGUCCUCGGCUACGCUGCCGGCUCCUUCAGCAAACUCCACAAGAUGUUCCCCUUCGCCAGAACCCAAGCCUGCGACCUCUAUUGCGCCAAUCUCAAAAGCUGCUUUUUCCUUUCUAUCGCGCUUCUUCUAAUUCUGACAAUCAUCGCAUUCGCCACCGUGCACGAAACCCCGCUCAACAGAGCCGACAUCGCCGUCGUCGAAGCCGGACAACCGUUCUAUUCCCAGAUGAUGAAUGCCUUCAGGCAGCUGAGAAGGCCCAUGUGGGUGCUUCUCCUUGUGACGUGUCUCAACUGGAUUGGCUGGUUCCCUUUCCUUCUCUUCGACACCGAUUGGAUGGGCAGAGAGGUGUACGGAGGCACCGUCGGAGAAGGCCCCAGAGGAAGGCUGUACGAUCUGGGAGUCCGCGCGGGUUCAUUGGGGCUGAUGCUGAACUCUGUGGUUCUGGGGUUGAUGUCUCUCGGAGUUGAGUUCUUUGGCCGUGGGGUUGGCGGCGUGAAGCGCCUCUGGGGUGGCGUCAAUUUUCUGCUGGCGCUGUGCUUGGCACUGACGGUACUUGUUAGCAAGUUGGCAGCGUCGUGGCGGCACAGCCUUGGCGGAGAGCUUCACCCACCGCCGAUCGGCAUCAAGGCUGGAGCGUUAUCUCUGUUCGCUGUUAUGGGGGUACCUCUUGCGAUCACCUACAGCAUUCCAUUUGCUCUGGCUUCCAUAUUUUGCCACAGUUCUGGUGCAGGCCAAGGACUUUCUCUUGGAGUUCUAAAUCUUGCAAUUGUUGUACCGCAGAUGAUGGUGUCGGUAGCGAGCGGGCCAUGGGACGCGCGAUUUGGGGGCGGCAACCUUCCCGCGUUUGUAGUAGGUGCGUUUGCAGCCGCGCUGAGCGGAGUGUUGGCGCUGACUAUGCUCCCAGCUCCUCCUCCUGAUGUCCCUAACACCAAGGAUGAGAGGACUCAGCCGUCGUCUUAAUUUUGAUUUAGGGUUGUUUAGAGUGAUGUGUUUCCAUUUGGAGCGUCGUCUGUAAUGCCAGUCUCUCUUUCAAAUGUACACAUGCAUAGGCUUAAGCUUGCAUGCAAGCUAUAUAUAUGGCCGUUUUCAGUUUUA